This is a messenger RNA of Centropristis striata (black sea bass), 4037 nucleotides long. It is a transcript of the gene pex1, whose product is annotated as peroxisomal biogenesis factor 1. Lineage: Eukaryota; Metazoa; Chordata; Actinopteri; Perciformes; Serranidae. Gene Ontology annotation, molecular function: ATP binding; ATP hydrolysis activity. The record is from RefSeq and is a predicted model, not a curated record. Gene Ontology annotation, biological process: protein import into peroxisome matrix. Gene Ontology annotation, cellular component: cytosol; peroxisome; peroxisomal membrane. The coding region runs from base 87 to 3812 and encodes 1241 amino acids. The transcript is spliced from 24 exons.
UCGAUCGGCUAUGAGUUGUUGCACAUUUAAUGCUAGCAAAGUAACCUGACUUGCGUUUACAGAGCUAGUCAGGCUAUGUCAAAAUAAUGUUUAGCCAUCAGGGUAUUCAACCUGUAACUGUUGUUUUUAACAACACAAAAAACUGCUUUCUUCACCUCCCAUCGAAGUUGAUAUCACACCUUUCCCUGAACGAGAACCAAGCUUUGGAGUUGUCCUGGGGCGAUGGAUCUCCAGUGUUCCUCAGCUGGACUCAAAACAGAACCUCCUUCAGCCUGGACAGCCAUAAAGUAGAGCUGUGUCGACAACUGGGAGAAAAGAUGGGCCUGAAAGAUGGCGAACAGGGUUUCCUGAGACCAUGUCACCAGGUCUUAUCAGUACAUCAAGUGUUUGUGGAGCCUCUGUCGUCUGAUGACUGGGAAAUUUUGGAGCUCCACAGUGCAGCGCUGGAGCAGCAGCUGUUGGAUCAGAUCAGAGUUGUCUUCCAACAUGCCGUGUUUCCUGUGUGGGUGGACAGCCACACAGUCAUCUACAUCCAAAUAGCAUCGCUUUCACCAUCUGCGCCCUAUGGUCGUUUGGAGCAGUUUACAGAGCUUAUUGUCUCUCCAAAGAACCGCCUUGGAAUUCCCAACCUCAGUCGUUCUCCAGUGAGAAACAGCGAGAAGCAGCAUUUUCACAGACAACAAAAUAUGGAUCUUUCCUCCCACUCAGGACCAUCAUUAGAAAGUACCUGCCAUGCCCCUCAAAGCCACCAGUGGGGCGGCAUAGCUGACCUGAAAAGCCUGCUACGAUAUAUGAUAAAAGGUACCUAUGACCCGGUUAAAGAGCUGCCAGCUGUACCUGACAUCCCUGACCUCCUCACUGACUCGAUCUACAGAGUGUGUGGUGCACCUCCAGACUCUCUUUGCACUAUGAGUCACGUUGCAACUGCCGAUAUUCAUUUAUUUCCGUGGAGCCAUGGGUUGAAUGCUGGGCCUGCUGGAGGUCAGUCAUCAGUGACUUAUGGCCUGCUCUCCAAAGUUCUCUCUCCUAGAGAAUCGAGGGACAGAGCCAAGCAGGAAAUGGAGAAAAAGAAGAACGCAGGAGGUGCUAGGGUUGUCGAAGAAGAGGAGAUGAAAGGAGAUGAAGCUGUGGUGGUCAGGGUGGUGUGCCAUGGUACUGAGAAAGAAAGUCACAGCAAGGGAGAGAUCCACAGUGGAAAAGUAUGGAUCCCACAGCCCCUGGCCAUCAGGUUGAAUAUCCUCCCACAUUCAACAGUUAGAAUCAAGCCAGUCAAAUCAACUAUCAAAAUAGCCUCCUCUAUUUGUCUACAGCCUCUAAUACCACUGCCCGAGGAAGACGAUGAGAUCCAGACAGCUUUUCUUGGUUGGCUGCACACUCAGUGUCAUGAACCUUUAGCCUGUUUGACUGCACGGUCUGGCACCAUCCUCCUACAUGGGACCGAUGCAAAGUUGGAGUUUGCUUUAACUGUGCUGAAACCACAACCAGAGAGCGACCCUCCAGACCAGCUGUUUUCACUCACACCUGCUGUUCUCCAGAAGGAAAACAUACAGGUCAACAGAGAGCCAGUAAAGAUGCCAGCUGUGGACUCUAUAGCUGAAACACCAGACUUAGAGCUCCCCUCCCUUAGUAGUCUUGGUGGGAUCAAUGAGCUUAGUCGGACUGGAUUUGACUUCAUCUCCCACAGCCUUCUGGGUAGUCCCCUCUCAAGAGAGCUUGGUACCACAGGAUGUGGACUCCAAGGAGGAGCUCUGCUCAUCACUGGUGCUAAGGGAAGUGGAAAGAGUGCUCUAUCCCGAGCCCUCUGUAAAAAAGCUAGAGAAGAUAUGGAUGUACAUGUGGAGCUGCUGGAUUGCAAAAAACUACAAGGCAAAAGGGCAGAAACGGUGAGACAGCUGCUGCAGGACAUUUUUGAACAGGCGGAGUGGAAGCAGCCUUCAGUUGUUCUACUUGAUGACCUCGACCAUAUAACCGGGGCACCAACCUCACCAGAGCAUGAGCAUGGUCCUGAGGCACUGCUGCACCUCUUAAUUGCACAAAGUCUGAUGGAUGUGGUGGAUGAGGUGCUGGUUCACUCCAGCCUGGUGUGUCUCAUCAUCACCAGCCAGAGUGAGCAAUCCCUCCACCCCUCCUUGACCGAGGUGCAGGGGUCGCACUUCAUCCAGGGCUUUGCACGCAUCCAGCCACCGGACCAGGCUCAAAGAGCAGAAAUCCUGCGGUGUUUGAUACUCAGAAAAAGCACCCUAUCUGAGGAGACGCUGCAGACUCUAGACCUGGCAGCUGUUUCCAAGGAGACGGAGGGAUACAUGCCCCAGGACCUUGCACUACUGCUGGAGCGGGCUGUCCAUGCAAACACAGUACAAAGAGGACACAGUGACCAGGGUGGGUGUCUGUUGUGGAGGGAUUUUGCGCAGGCCCUUAAGGGAUUUACACCUCCCUCGCUGUGGGGUGUAGACCUCCACACCCCAAGUGGUGUUGGGCUGGAGAGGGUGGGGGGGCUGAAGGAGGUGCGCCAGCAGCUGAUGGACACCAUACUGCUCCCUGCUAAGUAUCCCAUCCUGUUUGCCAAUCUGCCUAUCCGCCACCGUUCAGGAAUAUUGCUGUAUGGAGCUCCUGGUACUGGGAAAACCCUGCUAGCCAGGGCCACGGCCAAAGACAGUGGCAUGAACUUUAUCAGCAUCAAGGGACCUGAACUCCUGAGUAAGUACAUUGGAGCGAGUGAGCAGGGAGUUCGUGAUGUCUUUCAGAGGGCACAAGCUGCUAAGCCGUGCAUCCUGUUCUUCGAUGAGUUUGACUCUUUGGCACCAAGACGAGGCCACGACAGCACAGGUGUCACCGACCGCGUGGUCAACCAGCUCCUCACCCAGCUGGACGGGGUGGAGGGACUGCAGGGUGUAUAUGUGCUUGCAGCGACGAGCCGUCCAGACCUGAUUGACCCCGCCCUGCUAAGACCUGGACGACUGGACAAGUCCCUCUACUGCCCCCCUCCUGAUCUGGAGGCUCGUGUGGAGAUCCUGAAGGCUCUGAGCUCGGGCAUGGCUCUGGCCGCCGACGUGGACCUGGAGCAGCUGGCAGCAGCAACAGAGCAGUUCACUGGAGCAGACCUGAAGGCCCUGCUCUACAACACCCAGCUGGAGGCUGUCCACAACAGGGGCUCCAACACACCGCAUGAGCUGACCUCUGGCUCAGACAGCGACAUGAGCCUGUCCUCUAUGAUCUUCCCGAACAACAGCAGUGGCUCAGAUGAUUCAGUGGGGGAGGGGGACCCAGGCGUGGGGCUGGACCAGUCCAUGGUUCUCCUGGAGGCCAGUGAGCUCCAGGCAGAAGACGAACAACAUCACGGCAAUGUCUGGAGACUUUACUUUGGAAGCUCUUACGAGUCAGAGUUGGAGAAUUCACCGAUUUCUGGACUGAAUUCCCAGUGCGUCUCUGGACCGAACUCCAUGACUCAUGGAGCAUCAGGUCGGGAGCCUGGCGGCUCGCUGCCCCCUGCCUACAUGUCCUCCCUCCAGAGCGGGUACGAAGAGCUCGGCCCAGAGCAGCUGGAGCGCCUACAACAAGACAUUGAUAAUAUCAAGAACAACUACAGGAGAGCCAAUGAGGAUUGUGUCCGGCUGCAUUCGGGCUCAAGCCAGCCAGGCCUGCUGCUGUGUCUGGCUCAUGUGAACUCCGCCCUGGCUGUGACUAGACCAUCUCUCAGCAAAGCCGACUGGAACAGAUACACAAAACUGUAUUCAGCCUUUGGCGGUUCUGGAGAUGGAAAAUCUCUUCACGCAGUCACAUUUAAACCUGGAGAACGUGUGACAUUAGCUUGAUCAGACAUGCUAGUUUGUGUCAAAUUAAUAAAACUUGUGGUGCAUUAAUAUUGUAACAAUCAAUUCCGGAGUUUUGAAGACGUGUAAAUGUAUAAAACGUUUGCUUUAAUGUUUCCUACUGACUUGAUUCUGUGUGAGACAUGUGUCUACAUAAGAUGUAAUUAUUGUACAUAUGUAUAAUGCCAGAGAAUGAAUUAUGUAAUAAUUGCUAAAAUUAAAAAUUAA